Molecule: messenger RNA, 834 nt
Organism: Aplosporella prunicola CBS 121167
Lineage: Eukaryota; Fungi; Ascomycota; Dothideomycetes; Botryosphaeriales; Aplosporellaceae
Exons: 1
Coding region: 1-834 (277 amino acids)
Source: RefSeq, a predicted model, not a curated record
AUGGCGCCCACAAAUGUCAAACAUGAACGCCAAAGAUAUUACGAUGUCUUUUAUAAUCAUAAUGAAGCAUCAUCCCUCGAGCCCGCUCAAGUCCCAAGGCAGAACCGUCGACAAGCGGACGCGUUUUCGUGUUCAUCAGCAAGUAACGAGAAUGAAGCAUCACCCAGUGAGCUCGCUCAAGUCCCAAAGCAAAACCGUCGACGAGCAAACACGUUCUCGUGUCCAUCAACAAGCAACGAAAACGAACGGAGAGCCGAGCGAACAUCAAGCGGCGGACCUCUGCGCACAGUGGAACUAGCACCACGAAAGCAAAACCACGACCAAGAACGCCAGGAGUUCGAGAAGCGAAAGGCAGCAAAGGCACUGUUCUUGCAACACAUGGACGAGCAAGCGCGAAUCAUCAGACGCAGCGACAAUUCAACCGCCCGCCGAAGAUCGAAAGCCGACCGCAAUACCUACUGCAACGCGCAUCCGGGCUGGGUGGAGGAGGAAAGCGAAUCAACCGACGCCAAUACGUCAACCUCCCCCGAGGUUUGCUCCUGGGUUUCAACCCCAGAGCUGAGCUCAGAAAUGAUUGGCCUCUUCAGCAGCGUUCUGACAGACAACGUGAAGACACGCGAUGGCCUGAGAAAAGCCAGCUGCCUGAACCGCGCGUGUGAGCAGCUCUAUCCCGUCCCGGACCAAACGCCAUUUCCAUUUGGUGCGACAGGAAAAACAAGACCGGUUUGGAUAUAUCCCCCGGGGGCUAAAGGGUUGAGAUGGAAUCCAAAAAAGGAACGUAUAUGCGCUAGGCCCCUGGUGAGCUCCAUGAAGCAGGUCGAACCCGUUGUUUAG